AUGUCAUUUGGUCGCUUUUCUUUGCCGCGAGGGCUAUUCAGGAGGUCAGAUGCUCCAAGCAAUGAACCGGAGACCGAUCCAGAGGCUGGGUUGUUUUUCCCUGACAUAUGGGACGUGUUCAAGGUGCGAUACAUCUUGCAAUGGAAACUUCGCGAGGGAUUUCCUGUGGAGUUGGUAGAUCAGAUUCUCGAUGCAGCCGAGUAUUGGCCUUCCACCGAGCACUAUAUGGUGGAAGAAGAUGACCGUAGAGUUGUUCACAAGGACUGUGAUCAAGUUUUGUUGAAGACUGUGCCUCUUUGUUAUUCGCGGAAGAGUCUAGAGGAAUCGCCAUCACCCAAGCCACUUCCUCAUCGUGGUAUGCAUCCCUGCCGCAAGAUCAUCUUUCAACUUUCUUCACACGACCAGGGUCCUAGGGGCUUAUCGCGAGAGAACAUGUAUUCCGGCAGCUGGACUUGGUUCGAUACUGAGGUGAUACCUGCCGCACAUACCCGCAAUAUGUAUGUCAAUGGAGAGGAGCAAGAACUAUUGCAUAACGAGCGGGGUCAAGUGCCACAACAUUACGGACCUGAUCAUGAAAUUCUUCUCCCCCGAGAGAAUAAGGUGCAACUGAAUGCCAAAUCAAUGGGAGACUUGCAGAACAACACUAUCGUGUGGCACUAUCUGGAUAAUAUCCAGUCUGACUCCGCCGAGGCUUAUGAGAUCGAGCGGACUAAAGGCCGGGGACGGUUCACGUUGGAUGGACGAUAUGUUCGCGAGCUGGAGGUUGGGGACUCGAUUGCACUUUGGGCACGAGCGAGAUUCCCGGGUUGGACUAACUAUGUUUACCGUGCCAGUAUUAGAGUAUUUUGGGCUGUCUAG
Messenger RNA from Penicillium odoratum, 858 nucleotides. RefSeq lists its product as uncharacterized. Lineage: Eukaryota; Fungi; Ascomycota; Eurotiomycetes; Eurotiales; Aspergillaceae. The record is from RefSeq and is a predicted model, not a curated record. The transcript has 2 exons. The coding region runs from base 1 to 858 and encodes 285 amino acids.